Paramecium tetraurelia is the source of this 675-nucleotide messenger RNA. RefSeq lists its product as uncharacterized. The record is from RefSeq and is a predicted model, not a curated record. Gene Ontology annotation, molecular function: chromatin binding. Lineage: Eukaryota; Ciliophora; Oligohymenophorea; Peniculida; Parameciidae. The transcript is spliced from 3 exons.
AUGAAUUAACAAUAGGAAAUAAGUGCCAAAGAAAACAGUGCCGAUUUUUCUACUACAUAAUAAGAGUGUCGAAAUGGAAAUGCUGCUGAGCAUUAACUGUCAAAAAAAGAAUAAUUCUUACUUAAGUGCACUAAACAUUAAGACAUUAUGAUUUAUAAAAAGAGAUAUCAAGUUGGCGAUAGUGUAUUAAUAAAAACAACUAAUCAAAUUGAACAGAUUGGCUUGAUUCUAAACUUUUAUGGAUAUCACCAAGACGAUAAGACAAUAGUUCCUUUAGUUGAAGUUUAAUGGUAUUGUACUUAUUAAGACCUUGCAGAUUCAAUUGAUAAAGACUCCUUUUCUGAAUGUGAAUUGUUCUUAACUGAGCAGACCACUAUCAUAUUCAUAGAUUGCAUCUAGGCAAAAUGUUUUGUAAUGAAUAUUGAUGAAUUUGAAAACACUGGAACUUAGAAUGCCUAUUUUACUAGAUCCAAAUACAACACUUUGACUAAACAAUUAGAGCCACCAAUUUCUUAAUGGAAAAAAGUUUGUAUUUGUGAAUAGCCUCAAAAUCCUGAUUUAUUGUACAUCUAAUGCGAUCAAUGCAACAAGUGGUUUCACUUAUCAUGUAUGGGAUUAACAUAGGAAUAAGCAAAUCAGAUGGAACAAUAUAGUUGCAAAAUAUGUAAAAAAUGA